Messenger RNA from Somion occarium, 2511 nucleotides. NCBI's taxonomy places the organism in Eukaryota, Fungi, Basidiomycota, Agaricomycetes, Polyporales, Cerrenaceae. The record is from the annotation of a GenBank genome assembly.
AGCGCCGUCGACUUGCUUUCGACCAAGACUUGUUUCGCCAAAUUUACAAGACGCACUAAGGCGUAUAGUACUUAGGUCUCGCUGCAAUAUGUUAUCAGAGCAAUCCGCACUGCUCGAGGCUCCCUUAGUGUCGUUCCAAUCAAAAAACACCUAUCUUUCAUACUUCAAAGUCCCACCAAAAUUCUGUCAGUGUCGACUAACCUCUCUCAAGGCCGUAUAUUAGUAGACGGAUAUGUUGUCCUGCAACUUCUCGAAGCCCAUCUCGAUGCGAAGAAGAACAUCGAAUCUGCUCACAUGUCCACAUCCCUCGUGCUGAAUCGCGUUUUCAAUGCUCCGUUUUAGUCGGCUCCUCUCUCGUAUUCGCUUUUCCUGCUAUCCGUUCCUUGUGUCUCAAGAAGGAGCUUGCGGGAAUAUCGAUAUUAAUGGCCUUCCUCCACGCGUUACGUGCCGGACUGAAUACUGAUGACAAGUUUUACCAUUCUCUAGGGUGUAUUUGCGCGAUACGCCGGAACGUUGAAGCUUCGCACUGAUGAUGCAGAGGAGUAUAAGCAGUGAUCGUUUCGUCCGAGCAUGCGUCAGCCGCCUUAGGUCCCGCCCUCAGUUCUUUCGCCUUAGAGUGCCUCGCACUUUGGGUCAACUAUGUUCGGCUUGGUCGUGAAGUUAAUAGCUUUCUGUUCUUUCGUUUCUUUGGCUUUCUCCUCUCCCGUCGACUCGUCAUCCAUCCCCCAAUUGCAAGAGUUCACGUCCCAGAUUCAGCAAGAUGUCAAGCUACGCUUUGUGGAGAACUCGGGAGUCUGCGAGACUACUCCAGGAGUAAACCAGAUGUCUGGAUAUAUUGAUAUCGGUACCAAUCAGUCUAUGUGGUUUUGGUUCUUCGAGGCUAGAAAUAAUCCAGAGACUGCUCCAUUUACACUCUGGCUGAAUGGAGGUCCCGGAUGUUCUUCAAUGAUCGGUUUAUUCGAGGAAAACGGGCCAUGUCUUGUGAAUUCGGACGCGAAUUCCACCAGAAUAAAUCCCUUCAGCUGGAACAAUAUUAGCAACGGUGUGUUUUCUUUCUCUUCUUUCUCCGAGUUCGUGACCGCCAGACUGCUCGGGGUAACAUUUGUCUUAUCAGUGAUCUAUAUCGACCAGCCCAUCGGCACUGGUUUCUCUUUCGGCACUAUCACUGUAAACAGCACUGUUACUGCAGCUCCUCCCAUUUGGCAAGCUUUCCAGAUCUUAUUUGAGAGCCCACAGUUCCACAAGUUCGAAAGCAGGGAGUUCCUAUUUGCUACAGAGAGUUAUGGCGGCCAUUAUGGCCCUGAGUUCGUCACCUACUUCGACCAACAGAAUGCGCUCAUCGACGCCGGGGAACUCAAGGGCGAGAAAGUGGUCGUCAGCGCUCUCUUGAUCAACAACGGGUGGUUUGACCCUCUGUUACAGAAUCAAGCCUAUGUCGACUUCGCGACUAAUGCUCCGGGCUAUGGCCAACUCCAAAGCGAUAGUGUCAUCGCGUCGCUGAACGACGCGUUUUUCAAAGAGGGCGGCUGUCGUGAUCAAGAACUGGCUUGUUAUGCUGCAGGCAAUGGGACAGACAGUAACAGAAUUUGUAGCACAGCCGAUAACUUCUGCGUCGAGGAUGUCUUUAUACCGGCUGUUGGGGAUCGUGACGAUGAAGACCUCCGACAGAAUGCUUCGUCGCCCAACAUCUUCCCCCCUGGUUUCUAUGUUCAGUACCUUCGUCGGCCGGAAAUACAGGCUAAGAUCGGCGCUCAGGUUCGGUAUUCGGAGUGUCCGAACGCUCCUUUCAUCCCAUUCUCGCGGACCGGCGAUGACGCUAGGACGUUAUUGCCUGCACUUUCGGCAUUGGCUAACUCGAGACUGAAGAUGUUGAUCUGGGCUGGUGAUGCAGAUAUCAACUGCAACUGGCUAGGUGGACAUGCUUCAGUCCUUGCCAUGGACUGGUAUGGUAAUCAGACUUUGCAUGAUACCCCUUUUACAAACAUGACUAUCCAUGGAAAUGCUGUUGCUGCUAUUCAGAAUGUGGACAACUUUUCAUUUGCGAGAGUAUUUCAAGCUGGCCAUAUGGUGCCUUCUUUCCAACCUGAAGCUGCAUUUGAAAUAUUCUCUCAGAUUUUGAGAAAUGAACAACUUCAUUCUGUACCCUAAAUGGCUUGCACUCCUACAGAUAGUUGGAUUAAUAUCUUUGGCUUGCAUAGCUUUUUUACUAGGCACUAUAUGACCAACUUAUGUUGAUCAGCUAUCUGAAUAUAACUCUGUGAAACCCCAACUUCCAUGACUGCAAUUGGUGCAUUAGCAGUUUCCUUCACACUCUGCUGCUUCAGGACACCAAGCAAGUGUAAUUUUGGCAGCUUUUUAUCCAAGUCCUGUACCACCUUGUAUGCUCCAAUAUCAUGAUCUCUAAUAUUCAUAGUCUGUAAACCUUGAAAAACUUUAGAGGAUAGAACUUCAUCCAGUUUGGCCCAUGAAAUGUUCUGUUCAUCAUCAUUUGAAUAUAUCUCAAUAUUCAGC